Messenger RNA from Candoia aspera, 3955 nucleotides. RefSeq names its product decapping mRNA 1B (gene DCP1B). Gene Ontology annotation, molecular function: enzyme activator activity; mRNA binding. The record is from RefSeq and is a predicted model, not a curated record. Gene Ontology annotation, cellular component: P-body. The coding region runs from base 7 to 1815 and encodes 602 amino acids. Lineage: Eukaryota; Metazoa; Chordata; Lepidosauria; Squamata; Candoiidae. The transcript is spliced from 9 exons. Gene Ontology annotation, biological process: positive regulation of catalytic activity; deadenylation-independent decapping of nuclear-transcribed mRNA; deadenylation-dependent decapping of nuclear-transcribed mRNA.
GGCAAGAUGGCUGCGUUAGUGGCUGGGGCUGCCCCACUGGGCAAGGGGCUGGACAUCAGCUUGGCGGCUCUCCAGCGGCACGACCCCUACAUCAGCAGCAUCUUGGACGUGGCCAGCCAGGUGGCGCUCUACACUUUCGGGCAUCGCGCCAAUGAGUGGGAGAAGACUGAUGUGGAAGGAACACUAUUUGUUUAUACAAGGUCAGCUUCCCCCAAGUACGGAUUUACCAUUAUGAAUAGGCUGAGCAUGGAAAAUCGGACAGAACCCAUAACAAAGGAUCUGGAUUUCCAGUUGCAGGAUCCUUUUCUACUCUACAGAAAUGCUAGAUUGUCCAUUUAUGGAAUUUGGUUUUAUGAUAAGGAAGAAUGCCAAAGAAUUGCAGAGCUGAUGAAAAAUUUAACUCAGCAAGAACAACUGAAAGCACAACAGGGAUCUGGCAUAGGAAUUUCACCAGUAAACCUAAGUUCAGGUGACAGCAAAGAAAUGGAUAUCUUACAGAUGCUCACCAGAGCCAAAGAUGAAUAUACAAAGUGUAAGACGUGCUCAGAACCAAAACAAAUGACCGGCUCUUCUGUGAUACACCACAAUCCCAACUUGAUCAAACCAAUUCCUCUGAAGCCCAGGGAAAGUCAGCAAGUCCAGAACAUAGAUUCUGAGCCCCAGCACCUAUCCCUAAUGACCCUCUUUGGAAAGCAGGAAAAAUUGAGCUUAUACCCAAAUACCUCAGAGCCAUCUCAGAAACUCCACCAAGACAAUUUUCCUCCGAGGCAGGGAGUUGUGCGCUCUUUGUCUUACGAGGAACCUGGAAGACACUCGCCCACAGCAGAAAAGCAGCUCUGCCCAGCCAUUCAAAAACUGAUGGUGCGUGGGGCAGAGCUUCACCCAGUCUCUGAACUCCCGGAGAACCGCCUCUGUGAGAACGGCAGUCUCCCUUCUGCAGAAGCUUUCACUGGGCUCUUCCAGCCCGUGGCUUCACCGCGCAUUAGGACCUCUCAUCCAGCCCAGAAUGCAGCCAGCACACGGAGCCUACUCCAGCAGUUGCAGGGCCAGUCCGAACAGAUGGCUAAAGUGGAAGGCAACAGCACAGGACUAGCCCAUUCAGCUGCACCAGUCUUCAGCAGGACUCCAGCCAUUUCCUCAGUGGCCCAGGUGAAGGGCGUAAUACAGCCACCCAUGAUGUACUUCAACGGCUCCCUCCCAGGCCAAACGUUGGGGGCUCAAGCUCUUGGUAAAGAACAAUCCAAGCUUCCCAGGCAGUCACUUCCUCUCUCUGGGAACCAGUCUGGAAAUUCUGGCAUAAUUUCACCUCAGGAGCUGUUGAAGAAACUGCAGAUAGUGCAACAGGAACAACAGCUGCACGUAGCCAGUCGGCCAACCUUGGCAGCUAAGUUUCCUGUAGUUACUCAGGCCACCCCCAUUCUGAAACCUUUGGAUUCGUGGAUGGAGAAGGCUUCAGCUACAGAAAAGCAGCCCCCUCUUCUUCAGGUCAUCUCACCGCAGCGGAUUCCGGCUACUGUAGUUCCAUCACUACUGAUGUCCCCAAUGGUAUUUAGUCAGAGUGCCCCACUGCUGCCAAAACCAAGUGAAAGUGGAUGGCUGCCAGCUGUGAAUCAAGAAGGUACUUCUGGAUCAGCAAACCGUCUUCUGCCUCUGCAGAACUCAGAAGCAACCAUCCCAAAUAGCAACCCAUUGACAAAGUUACAGCUACAGGAAACGCUUCUGCAUCUGAUCCAGAAUGACGAUAACUUCCUAAACAUCGUGUAUGAUGCUUAUCUGGGCAGCGUGAGAAAAGCAGCACUGAAAAAGCCCAUCUGAAGUGUAACAUUUUAAUUCGAAGUAGCCUGGCUUUCAUGUUUGGAACAGUAGCACAAAGGAAGGAGUUUUAACCUCCUGCAAGACUUUAAAUGAUGUUCAUUGGAAGCCUGUAUUGUACUAACAAAUAAGUACAUGGGAUUGAUAGUGCCUUCCUGAGGGUUUGAUUACUGUGUGCAGAUAAGAUCAAAAUACCUGGUAUUGUGAUUCCUUUUUUUUAAAAAAAGGUGUAGAUGUCCACAGGAGCCACCACUUUCAUCAAAAUGGCAAAAGCAGCAGCAUGAUGUCAUGAUGCAGGCUUCUCCACUUUCAUGCAUGCAUACCUCAUGAUGCGUGUACCCAAGGCAUGGAGCUUGGGUUGCGUCAGUGCAGCUCUGCUUUUUUCCUUUGCCCCUCACCUGGAUGCCACUGCAUUGGCCGCAUGCUGGCUUGUAUAAAGACCGAUACGAUUGCUUUGGUUUUUUCCAGUCUUUGAUGACUUCAUCUCUUUUUAAAUACAUAAUGGAUAUUAAUUAUGUGGGCCCGGCACACUUCAAAAACUAUUUCAGAGAAGUGCUUCUGACUUCAUGUGAGCAUAGCACCUCCUUGCUAUUUGUUAAAGCCAUUUCAUUUUUUUUUUCCCUCUGGCUUCUGCGAGAGCAUGAAGAAGGGAUGAUGCUUUAAGGAAAUGACUCAUCAGCUCUUAAAGCAGCAGCACCUUUUUUCUGGCUGAAAAAGUGGGGAUGCUCAGUGGAUAGGAGAGAGUUGCUGGGUUGCACAGAAUUGUUUUUGGAAUGUGCACAGCCCUGGUAUUUUGCUGGGAUUCUGUUGCUAAGUUCUUCUACUUUGAGCUAUUUAGAAAGAAUAAUACUCUUGAUUGGCCACCAGGUGGCAGAAUAGGUCUGUUUUGAAAUAUGUAGCCCUAUGAAAUCCGCUUUAAACAGAUGGUUUCUACAGUGGUAUGAGAGAUCUGCUGUGAUUUUUCUCUGUCAUCUCAGCUGCCAGGAAGUUGUUCAGAAAACAGCAACACUUACUUGAUCCUAGAUGAUUUCAUGAAGGUAGGGCUACCAUAUCUGGGCUGCACAAAUCUAGAUGAUCACAAGAGGGCAACAAACAGUUUCAUAAAACUUUAACUCUUUGAUGCUGUCUAGUGGUUAUUUGGAUUUUUGUGCCCCAAAUCUGUUAGCUCUAGUAAAGGAAAUGAGUGCAUAUAGCACAGCAGCCUUCUUAACACAUCUGGAGAAAUCUAGGCUAGACUCUAGGCAAUUCUUUCUGUCAUAUCACUUCGGUGUUUCAUAAACAGACACCAUCUGGCCCCAUCCUCUAGAACUUGGUAACUUAACUGUAGGAUGAUUUUCAUGUUUUUAGAAUGGUGUUCGUAUCAUGAGUUAGAAAAGGCAAUGGGGAGAAGGUUUGGGGCUAUCAGAUACAGGCAUCGGGAAAAAGAUACAGAAAACUUAACAGGAUUUUUCAGCCCAGAAUUGAUAGCCAUAAGAAGAUUAGGGUAAGGGUUAUUGCUGUAGUAAAUGUAUAUGCCCUGAGUCCAAGAGGCCAUAGAUAUCUAUGUCAGUUAUUCUAUGUUUUAUGGGAGCUCACCGGCUGUUGAAGUAUCUGAAAGAGGGAGUCAGUUAAGAAAAAUAAAAAAUUCCCAUCUGAACUAUGGGGUUUUGUUAAGACACUGUGUGGAUUAUGUCACCUGCAAUGAAGCCCAGAUUUAUCCACUGUCUACAAACUAUGAAAGAUGUAAGAUUGUCCCCUUUUUUAAAAGAGAAAUUGUAAAUAAGUCUUUUCUAUUUUGUGAUGACAUUAUAAAAUUAUACCUGUUUGAAGAUAAUAUUUUGUUUCCAACUGUUCUUACCUUGUGAUGACCUUCCCCAAGCUGAUGCCUUCCAUUUGUGUUAAAUUAUAACUCCCAAACUUCCCAGCCUGUACGGGGAUGUAAAGGUUGUAGUCAAAUAUAUCUGGAAGAACUGUGAGGAAGACUGAUGUAGAAAUAGGCCAACACCUGUUUGAGAUGCUUUUAAGGGAUGGUUGUAUUGUUUUAAAUUAUUCUAUUAAAAUCAAGACAAAGAAUGAAUAGUUUCAUUUUCACUGUAUUGUUCCAUGAACAGAUGGGCAGUGGUUUCAGUGAUCUAUUUGUAAAGAAAAUAAAAUGAGGAACACA